Messenger RNA from Thermothielavioides terrestris NRRL 8126, 498 nucleotides. RefSeq lists its product as uncharacterized. The transcript has 3 exons. Bases 1 to 498 code for a protein of 165 amino acids. The record is from RefSeq and is a predicted model, not a curated record. Lineage: Eukaryota; Fungi; Ascomycota; Sordariomycetes; Sordariales; Chaetomiaceae.
AUGGAAAACGCCAAUGCCGGUCACAGCGCUGUCGACACCGCCGCCGCGGCCGCGCCUGAGGCACACGACACGCCCAUGACCGAUGCGCCCGCCCAAACAGCUCCGCCAGCCUCAACCGCACACGCCCAACCAAACAACAACAACAACGCGGCGGCACCCUUCCUCUCCGCCCCGCCGACCGCGCCCUCGCCCUCGCCCUCUCACCCGCAACCCCCCGCCGCGCCACCCGCGCGCGUGCCCACACCAACCACAACCACAACCCCGGCGGCGACGGCGCCGGGCAUGCCACCUCACGCAGGGACGACCGCCGGCUUCGCGAUGCCAGCAGAGGCAGCGGCGCACGGCGCGCCGGUGCGGCAGUACAUCAACGGGCGGAUCACGGGCGUGCUGCUGGAGGGCAUGAAGAUGGUUGCGCGGGAGCAGCCGAAGGAUCCGCUGCGGGUGCUGGGGGAGUAUCUAUUACAGCGGUCGAAGGAAUUGGAGGGCAAGGAUCCAUGA